AUGGUAUCCCCUCGACUCGAUCAAUAUGUCGGGCAAUUCACCAACAACCCUAUCCCCAUCGACCCAGCCAGUCCACUCCGCGAUUUUCUUACUCUUCAUCCCGAAUUACGAUUCCUCCGUCUCCAAUGGCAAGAUUAUUCCGGUCUCUUGCGCGCACGCCUCGUUGUGCCGCAGCAUCUCCUAACCCUAACAGCCACCCAAAAGCCCGUACACAUCCCGCCCAUUUCCUUUCACUGCAUCGUCGACAAUAAUCUCCUCCCCGAUCUCGAUCCCACCGGCAAUCACUUUCUCAUCCCAGACUGGACUUCCCUGCGCUUCCUUCCAUCUUCUCCACAUCCCACCGCAACCGUCAUGUGUGGGGUGCUUGCUGCUACUCCGUCGCGCCCCUUGGAUCUUGGCCUCUGCCCCCGCCGAGCCCUAACUACCAUCGUCCGCCAUGCCGCGCAGUCCUUCAGCCUGUACUUUCGGGUCGGCUUCGAAGUCGAAUUCGAAGUCUUCCGCCGAGAAACACCCUCGUCAACCCCUCCACAUAGCAAUUCCUCCCUCACUUCCCUCACUCCGGCAAGUACAUCCCUCGGCCGCUUUGCCGUCGACGGGCUGCGCGCCGACAUAUACCCCAUAAUCGAAGAAACUGUCCACCAUCUCCUCGACGCUGGUGUCGGCAUCCAGACCAUGCAAACUGAAGGCCGGCGCGGGCAAUACGAGCUCUCCCUGACCCCCCCGUGCCCCCCUCGAGGCCGUCGACGAACUCGUCUUCGUUCACGAUACUUUGAAACGGGAACUGGCCCGACAUGGUCUGAUCGCGACAAUGGCGCCACGUCCCGUGGCGAGUCGGCGGCAGGCGACAGGACAGCAUACGCAUAUUUCGAUAUCCCGAACAGAGGCCGCGCCGGAGUUUCUAGCGGGGAUCCUGGGUAG
Molecule: messenger RNA, 918 nt
Organism: Penicillium cosmopolitanum
Lineage: Eukaryota; Fungi; Ascomycota; Eurotiomycetes; Eurotiales; Aspergillaceae
Product: protein fluG
Exons: 1
Coding region: 1-918 (305 amino acids)
Molecular function (GO): glutamine synthetase activity
Source: RefSeq, a predicted model, not a curated record